CAGACUAACCCUCACAGCAGUGGCAACUAGACUGAAUUCAGCAUCUCUGUACUGACUGAAUAAAAUGGAAAAUCUUCUGAGUGAAGAUUUUCUGACUGAAACAACCACUGAAGUUACAUUUUAUCCGGAGACCGGCUCUGGUUAUAUGGAAGACUAUGACACCGGGCCCACUGAAAACACGGGCAUGUGUGACAGGAGCUGGGUCAGGCUGUUUCGUGGGCAGUACGAGCCGCCACUCUUCUGGCUCAUUUUCAUCCUGGGCGCCGUGGGUAACCUGAUGGUGGUCUGGAUCUACACCACCGUGCGCAACCGGCUGAAGACAAUGACUGACGUUUACCUACUAAACCUGGCCGUGGCUGACCUCCUCUUCCUGUGCACGCUGCCCUUCUGGGCUUUUGACGCCAUCCAGGGCUGGCAGUUCGGCGUCAGCCUCUGCAAAAUAGUAUCGGCUGUUUACAAAAUCAACUUCUUCAGCAGCAUGCUCUUACUCACCGCCAUCAGUGUGGACCGCUACAUCGCUAUUGUGCAGGUCACCAAGGCCCACAACCUGAAGAACAAGAGACUUUUCUACAGCAAACUGGCCUGCCUGUGCAUCUGGGUUGUCUCCACCCUCCUGGCUCUCCCUGAGUUUAUCUUCUCCCAGGUGAAGCCAGGACAAGAGAAACAGUCAUUCUGUGUUAUGGUCUACUGGAACAACUGGCAAAACCGCACUAAGAUCCUUGUGCUGUCCCUGCAGAUCUGCAUCGGCUUCUGCCUGCCUUUACUAGUGAUGGUGCUCUGUUACUCUGUCAUCAUCCGCACUCUGCUCCAGGCCAAGAGCUUUGAAAAACAUAAGGCGCUGCGGGUCAUCUUUGCCGUGGUGGCUGUGUUUGUUCUCUCCCAGCUGCCGUACAACAGCCUCCUGGUGAUGGAGGCCUCACAGGCAGCAAAUACCACCAUCACCGACUGCAACAUCGUGAAGCGAUUUGACAUAGCCGGACAGGUCGCCAAGACCCUGGCGUACACUCACGCCUGCCUUAACCCCUUCCUCUACGUCUUCAUCGGCGUUCGGUUCCGACAAGAUCUCCUGAAGAUGCUGAAGGUGUGCGUUGGAGGCCUGAGCAAAGGGGCGCUCACUAAAAUACAAGCUGUUCCCACACGUCCCUCAGUUAUGUCAGACACUGAGACGACCCCUGCCCUGUCCUUAUAAAUAUCCCUUUUCCAAAACCUGUGACCUGAGCCUGCAUUAAAACAUAGAUAUCACCUAUAGCAUCUUGUAAAAGUCAAAGGUAAAUACACUUUAUCCCACAACAUACAUGGAACUGUACCACAAAAUAUAGGUUUUCAACUGUUAAGAAAUUCGCUGAGCCUGCAUUUAUCAAAUACUGACAAUUACUGCACAUUUCAAAUCCGGAAACCUUUUGUAGAAACUGUAUAUACCCAAAAUGUAAAUAAUGGUGACUUGU
Messenger RNA from Myripristis murdjan (pinecone soldierfish), 1445 nucleotides. RefSeq names its product C-C chemokine receptor type 9-like. The record is from RefSeq and is a predicted model, not a curated record. Gene Ontology annotation, biological process: positive regulation of cytosolic calcium ion concentration; calcium-mediated signaling; cell chemotaxis. Lineage: Eukaryota; Metazoa; Chordata; Actinopteri; Holocentriformes; Holocentridae. The coding region runs from base 65 to 1189 and encodes 374 amino acids. The transcript has 3 exons. Gene Ontology annotation, cellular component: external side of plasma membrane; membrane. Gene Ontology annotation, molecular function: C-C chemokine receptor activity; C-C chemokine binding.